Molecule: messenger RNA, 4488 nt
Organism: Drosophila hydei
Lineage: Eukaryota; Metazoa; Arthropoda; Insecta; Diptera; Drosophilidae
Exons: 3
Coding region: 79-4488 (1469 amino acids)
Source: RefSeq, a predicted model, not a curated record
AAUUAUCUAAACUACGUAAACUUAAUUUUUGUUUUCCAUAGAAUUUGGUUUUUUCUUCAGUUUUUUAUAGUGAAUACCAUGCGAAGGUAUCAAAUAGAACAGCAGCAACAGCAAAAUCUACAAACCUAUGAUAGGACUAGCUACAGGCAGGUGGUGCCACAGCAGCAACAGCAACAGCAACAGCAGCCACAGCCGCAGCCCCAGCCGCAAUCACUGAUCGAAAUGCAGAAUGUGCCACCAACUGGUCUGUACCACAAUGGUGUCUGGUAUAACAACCUACAGUCGUUUGGCUCGUAUCAGUCGAUGGAUGGCAAUAGUCAACCACUGCAAGUCCUUGCGGCGCCGGUGGUGCAGCAUGCAACCUAUGAUGGCCAGACAUAUUGCUGUCAGCCCGUGCAGAUGCAGGAAAGUCCAUCACCCACCCCCAUUCCCACCGUCGCCGCUGCAUAUCGACCAGUGGAGCAACAGCCACAGCCACAGCUACAGCCACAACCACAGCCACAGCCACAGCAACAGCCACAGCCACAGUUACAGUUUGGCUAUCAGCAGUCAUAUCAGCUGGUCCAGCCAUUGCAGACCAUACAGCUGGUGCCAGCGGCAACGACCAAUACAACUGCCUACCUUUAUCAGCCAUACAAUCAAACCUAUCAGCCUGUACAGUUGGUCACGGCACCACCGAGCGCACCACAGUUGAUUGCAGCACCAGCAAAUGGGCCGCCAGCGAACGGCGUGCAGUUGUUGGUGGCUGCUGCCAAUGUGCAGCAAAUUCAGCAGGCAACUGCAGUUGCACCACCUUCGCCGAUCGCACCACAACUGGAGCCAGGACAGCCGACUUAUCCCUAUCAAAUAUACAACUAUCAGGAUGCAACGGCACAACCGAUUCAAGUACAUCCACAUCCACCCUCACCCGCACCACCACUGCCACCACCACCUCUGCCGCCACUGCCGCCACCGCCAUUAUCAUCAUCGCCAUCAUCAUCGUCAUCAUCAUCAUCGUCAUUGACAUCAUGUUCAUCCUCAUCGCAAUCGACACCACCACAACUACCACCUCAGUCGAUUGGGCUGCUGCCCACGCCCGACAUGCAGCCCCAGUUGCCCGAUUCCUUUGGCUAUCCGUGCUACAACUACCAAGUGGUGCCGCGCAAUCAGCUGCUUGCAGCACCACCACCCCUACAGCCCGUUGAAGUCGAGCCAGAACUGAUUGAGAUCGACAUUGCGCUAGCCAGCGAUGUCUACAUAACAAGAACGCGCGAAAAGCUAAUGGUCACCAUCUACAAGCAGCGCGGCAUGGGCAAAUCCGAUUUCCCCCAGAACGUCUACAUAAAUGGGGGCCUUCAGGUUGAUGGCCAGCUUCAAGCUGACCUGGACAACAAAUCGGGCUAUAUUCAAACCACUCAGGGACCAUAUACAAAUCCUUACAAUGUUUCCCCACAUUAUGAGGUAACUCAUGAUGGUGCUGUCUAUGAAGAGGUCUCUCAGGACUAUAUGGAAUCGCCAGAGCCUAUGUUUUAUGCCCGGGAACAGUCGAUGCAUGAGUUUGGUCAAGCAAAUGGGAUGGAGCAGUUCGUGCCGGGGUUUCAGCCAUUCAAUAUGCACGAUCAGUCGCAUUUGAUUGAAUGCGCCGAGAUGGAAGGCAGAUACCUUCAGGAGGCACCGAAUGGAAUGGAAGCCCCGAUGGAAAAUCCAUACGAACAGUUCCGAGCACCGCGUCGCGUCGUGCAGUCUUUCAAUCCAAUGAUGUUGACGAAGUCAUCAAAAAACGAAGCAAAAUAUCAGAAGAGCAACUACGUAACAUCAAAGCAGAGCCAGAAGCUAAUGAGGCAGCAGCCGGAAAUUAUAGUUAGGGAAAUUCUGAAGCCACCUCCCAAGGAGAGUGUUGAGGAAGAACCGUUGCCCUCGAUCACUAAUGAGAACACAUCGGUGCAGGUGAUUGAAAUUGAAGUUCACGAGUCCGAUUGCAAGGCAGAUCAGAGUUUGACUAGUGUUGAGUUGGAAACACCUCAAGCUGUAUCGGAUACAAGUCGCUUCAACACGAAACUCGAGCAACAACUGUCGGAACACUCGGAACCUUUUGUGCCUCGCUUGACUCCGGGAAAUGCAAACAGCAGCCAAGCUGCUGAAAAUUCAUCUGAAUGUAAGCAAUUCACUGAAGUCAGCUACAUGUCCCAAGCUGAGGGGGAGGCAUCAAGGUGUGAGUGCAUAACGCCAGAGAUCUUGGAACCAGCUCAAGGCUCGCCCAAGGACCCAUUGGCCCAGUCCGAUCCAGCGGCUGACUCCAAGUCAGUUUCAAAAAACUCUAAACAUGAAAGUUUGAAGCAAACUCAAAAGGCAAAGCCCAUACCAAAGAUUUCCAAGAAGAAAGCCAAACUUUUGGCGCGCAAAAAGCAAAAGCCAUUUCAAUUACACACGGAGAUCAAAUCGAACCAAAAGAAAUCCCCAAUGAGUCCGAACUUAUCUCCGAUUGUCUUCAAGCUUCCGACCCAGGAGAAAUCUCUUGAGGUACUAUCAAAGACCUCAACCGAAAGCUUUACAACGAGAUUAGCUCAGGGCAAUUCGAAGAUCAGCCCCAAGCCAGCUCGAGAGGAUGUCAAAGCUACUAAUCCAAAGGCAGCUCCAAUGAUGUCGAAGAGCUUAACUAAGCUACCUUUGAAGACUUUGCCGUGUGACAAAACUCAAAGAACUUUACCUGAAGUAAGCCCAAAGGUUUCAGAGAAGCCAUGGAAAUUGCUUAAUCAAAAAUUUGUUAAGCUCGAUUCAGCACGAGCUACAAACGAGGCAGAUUCUUCUACAAAAAAUGGAAGAUUAGAGCUGCCUCAGAUCCAAGCCCAAAGCGCCGACACGAACCUGAAGUGUAUUACCCCAAAUAGAGCGAGCAGCAUUGUAUUGGCACCAGCCAAUCCCAGCCGAUCUAUGGGACCGGAAAAUGCGCUUCAUGCUGCACCAAAGACGUCUCAAGCCAAGCCAAAGCUAGAUAUAGUCAAGAUUGCAGAAGUUAAGACAAACAGGAAGUCAAGUUUAAUCGAAGAAAAGAAAACGUCGGAAAUUGUUCCAUCAGAUAAACCAUCCAAAACUGUUUUCACAAAGCAAGCAAAACAACUUCAGCCAAGCAGAUCUCUAGAUCUCUUGAAGAAGCCAUUAAAUAUAUCCCUUAAGAAUAGUAAAGCAAGCUUAGCUGAUGCUGCCAAGCUAGAAGAUCAAACAACAUCAGGUGCAGACGCAGAGCUGAUAGCUACAGAAGUCACUGGACUGGCAGAACGUACUUUAGGAGUUCUUGACUCCAUAGACAUUAAGAAAAGUGAACCGAUGUUAUUCACAGAGAAUGCAUCUUUCGCAAAGCUCGCGAAAAAUGAGAGCGAGCGGGCUGCAACUGUUGCAAAGUCGUCCAAGAGCGGAAAGAAGCAACCGAAGCCAACUGCAGCAGAUGCUACUAUGCCGGACCUACAGAAAAAGAAAUUGAAUAUGGGCUUGGAGGAUACGAAGUUGGUGAAGGUAGAGAAAAGCGACUUGAAGGGGAUGGAGUCCAAUCAAAAGGACUUCAACUUAGUUAGUGAUGAGGUGGAUCCAAAGACGAAUCAAUUGAAGUUAGCCUCAGAGAGUGUCGGGUCGGUAGGGCUGAAGAAACCCGACUCGAAGUUGAUUUUGCAAGGUGUAGCGUCAGUGGAGCCCCAGAAAAAGGAAUCGAAGUUGCCUGCGAAGAGUGCUAUGUCAGUAGAGCUCAAGAAAGCUCAAUCGAAGUUCGCUUUAGAAGGUGUCAAGCCAACAGAGAUCAACAAGAGCUACUUAGGCCUAGCUCUAGAGAAUCAAAUAUCCGAAGCGCUCAAGCAAAACGAAUUGAAGCUGGCUUCAGACGGUGCAGAGCAAGCUGAGCCACAGCCAGAACAUGUCAGUCAGGGGAUCCCAGUCCCAGGUGAAACAGAGGUAGAGCUUAAGGCAAGCCAAUCCAGAUCAAAAUUAGUUUCAAGUCAAGAUAAAACGAAAAAUAAUUCAAAAAAAUCGCAAAAUAUCGCAGUUGCCACGCCUUCGACUCAAGCUCCGGCCGAGGCAGCGGCAAGUGAGUUGGGCGAGGCGACUGCCAAGCCAAUCAGGCUCGAUGAUCCAGUGUUGGAUGCCGUCGAAGCGGAGCCACCGGUACAGCCUUUUCGUGUUAACUCAAAGAGUAUCUCGAAGAAGAAAUACCCCAAACUCACCAAACUGGAGCGCAAGGCGCUUCGGCGCGAGGCGACGAAGGCUCAAAUCGAAUUGCAGGCGGCACAGAAAGAGAAGAAAGUAAAAGAAAAUGAACAGAUGACGAAGACAAAAGAUGAACCGAUUAAAGAGCCCGAGUGCAAGAAGAAGAAAAGAAACCAUACUUCCGAUUCGGAGCAGAGCGAAAAGACAGCCAAUUCCAGUUCCGAAGAGGAAGCCGAAUGCCCGGCCCUCAAAGAGGUCGGCGAUCCGCUCUUGCGACGCAAGCUUAUGACAAUCAUUCAAAAAAUUAUCAAUCUGUGA